AUGCUAGAUGCAGCAUCAGGUGGAGCUCUAUGGGCUAAGAGCUAUGAUGAGGCUUAUGAGUUGAUCGAGAUGAUGUCCGCGAACGAAUAUCAGAAUCCUACUCAGCGUCUUCAUCAGGGCAAUGCAGCAGAGAUUCUGGAUGUUGAUGGUACUUCAGCCAUAGCCGCUCAGCUUAAGGCUCUUACUAUGAAGGUGGAUUUUUUGGCAAAUCUAGGAAAUCAGCAGCCACCUUCAGUCUGCGAACUCUGUGCUGGUGCACAUUCUUCGGAUCAGUGUGCUAUAUCUAGUGAAUCCGCUCAGUUUGUGAGCAACUUCCAGAGUGGAAAAACUGUUGUUGAAGCUGACAAGAAUAAAAUCAACGAGGAAGCAAGCAAGGAUUCAGCCGAGAAGUCUAGCCCGAAAGCUGAUAUUGGGGUCAAGCAAGUAUAUCCACCUCCACCUUUUCCGAAGAGACUUCAGAAGCAUAAGCUCGACAAACAAUUCUCUAAAUUUUUAGAGGUUUUCAAGAAACUACAAAUCAACAUACCUUUUGCGGAAGCUCUAGAACAAAUGCCGAGUUAUGCUAAAUUCAUGAAAGGUAUUCUUUCUCGGAAACUUAAACUUGAGGAAUUGGAGACUGUAGCUUUGACCGAGGAGUGCAGCGCGGUGUUGCAGCAGAAAUUGCCUCCGAAGCUGAAAGAUCCGGGAAGUUUCACAAUACCGUGUACCCUUGGACCAUUGUCAUUCGACAAGUGUUUAUAUGACUUGGGAGCUAGCAUUAAUCCGAUGCCAUUAUCUGUCUUCAAGAAACUUGGUCUGCCAGAGCCGAAACCUACAAACAUGUACUUACAACUGGCUGAUCGGUCCAUCACAUACCCGAGAGGUAUAGUGGAAGACGUCUUGGUUAAAGUGGAUAAGCUCAUCUUCCCUGCUGAUUUUGUGUUCAACACAAUGAAAUUUCCAACCGACGAAGAAGAAUGCUUUAAGGUGGAGCCACUAGAAGCUGUUGAAUAUUCUGAGAUGGAGCAAAAGCUAAGGCCAGGUACCUUAGAGAGAGUCAUAUCACGGGAUUCUGAUUUCGAAGAUGAAGGAGGAGCAGAGCUUAAGAAUUUUAAGGAGCGUCUUAAACCAUCUAUUGAAGAAGCUCCCAAUCUCGAACUCAAACUACCACCGGAUCUCUUAAGUGAUGUGUAG
Molecule: messenger RNA, 1173 nt
Organism: Daucus carota subsp. sativus
Lineage: Eukaryota; Viridiplantae; Streptophyta; Magnoliopsida; Apiales; Apiaceae
Exons: 3
Coding region: 1-1173 (390 amino acids)
Source: RefSeq, a predicted model, not a curated record